Molecule: messenger RNA, 2437 nt
Organism: Annulohypoxylon truncatum
Lineage: Eukaryota; Fungi; Ascomycota; Sordariomycetes; Xylariales; Hypoxylaceae
Exons: 5
Coding region: 228-2270 (680 amino acids)
Biological process (GO): termination of RNA polymerase II transcription
Cellular component (GO): mRNA cleavage factor complex; cytoplasm
Molecular function (GO): mRNA binding; RNA polymerase II complex binding
Source: RefSeq, a predicted model, not a curated record
CCGUGCUUUUUCCUUGGUGAGGGACUAUUGCAUGAGGGGCAUCUGCCCGUCUGGCUUUGUGACAUUCUACACGUCUAAUUCAGAACGGGGCCAUUGUUCUCUAGUACAAACCACCAAGGAAAAAAACGGUGGCGGCAUCAUCUUGCAACUAUUCUUCACCUUGCGAAGAUUUGAAUAGCUUUCCUUCAUCAACCCAAUUACCUCGUGUUUAUAUCUCUUAAGCAACCAUGUCCAACGAAUCCGAAUCUGAGGCGGUAGCCCUGGCCUUCCGGGAGGCCGUUGAGGAUCUUCAAGGCUUCGCCAGAAAUGAAAUUAAUACGUUGACAAUGAUUGCACGAGAGAAUACUGAACAUGCACACGCUAUUUCUGGAGCACUUCAAGAACAUAUCAAGCGAGUCAUCCCUCCUAAGAAGUUGCCGGCCUUGUACCUCCUUGACUCGAUCGUGAAGAAUGUAGGCACACCAUACACGCUCUACUUCGGCAGAAAGCUCUACCAGACCUUCAUGGAUGCGUAUGCCUCAGUCGAUAUGGCUACACGACGCAAGAUGGACGAGAUGCUUCGGACUUGGAAGGAACCUGUUCCAGGCUCUCUCGACACCAGACCCGUGUUUCCCCCCGACGUUACACGUCCCAUUGAGAAUGCCCUCAUCAAGGCAAGAACAACAGCGUUGCAGACGCAGCGAGAGCAUGCGCGAGGUCAGCAACAGUUGUUUGGCCGUGGAAGACCGAUGAAUCAGGGAAUGCCUUAUCGCGAAACCCCUACUCCACCAGGUGUUCAUCUGCCUCCUCAAGUCAACGGUUACCCAACUCCUACACCACUUCCUACUACCAAUGGUUCAUCGUACCCCCAUCCGGCCCAGUCAUCGGCCGGCUACCCGCCACACAUCAGUCAGCCUCCCCCAUCCAGAUCAACACCACAACCCAUGCCAACAACAAUGGCCUUUCAACCACCACAAUUAGGAGGCUAUGGUGUACCACAGGCUGUAAUCAGCAUAGAUGCUUUAAAUGAUGACAUCCAGAGGCUGAUCUCGGCCUCCAAGGCGCAGAUUGCGCAAGCUCCGCAUGAUCCUAGUAUACAGAGAAGGCUGAAGGCGUUGGUGGAUUUGCAAACAAUACUUCAGACCCAGAACCUGCCACAGGAUCAGUUAGUGCUUGUUAAGAAUCAAAUUGCUGAUCUUGCCGUGACUAUAAGAGCACCCCCUGCCCAGACGUCUACCCCUACCCCUGUACCACAACCCGUAGCAGUAGCCCCUCCGCCGGCAGCGGCGCCAAAGAUUUCUAUAGAUUCUUUGUUUGGUCCAGGUGCCCUAGCUACUCUGUUGGCUCGAAAGUCUACCACGCCACAAGCGUCUACACCUUACCCCCCUCCCCCGGCCGUUCCCGUCCCAACUCCGCCUCCUCAACGAGUUGAGCCUCAGAAGCCCGUUGUCACUCACCCGCCGCCGCCUCCGCCGAUUCCCACUGAUCCGAUGGCACUCAUGAACAUGUUGAGACAAGCUGGUAUGCUUCCGGCUGCGCCGCCGGCUAGUAAUUCAACUUCAGUUUCUCACCCUACGCCGCCGAUCCCCUUUCCCGUGCCGAUCAACAUUCCGGGGAUGCCUCCGGUCGGUCGGCCGGUUGGUCCCGUGACACUCGAGUCUCUUACGAGUGAUAUCGUCCUGAGACCUUCGUCUCUCAAACAGUUCCGUCCCCAUCUGCUACCUUUCCUUUUCGGAUCUCUGGGACCUCAAUGCUCCCAGUGUGGCCGACGAUUCCCGAAAGAUGAGGAGGGUAAAAAGAAGAAGACUGCCCACAUGGAUUGGCAUUUCCGAGUGAAUCAGCGCAUUGCAGAGGUUGAGAAGCGGGGUCAACAUCGAAGUUGGCUAGUCGAUGAGAUGGACUGGAUCAAAACUCGGGAGACGAUUGAUAAGGACCACGUAGCCCCGUCUACGGACUCUAACGCAGCAACGGGUGGUUCUGCACCCAAGGUCCCCAAAUUACAGUACAUACCGGUCCCCGAUGACCCUAGCCUGGCAAACAGCGUUUGUAGCAUCUGCCAGGAGAAAUUUGAGACGCGAUGGUUGGAUGACGCUCAGGAGUUCGUGUGGCCUGAUACUAUGAAAGUUGGCGAGAAGAUUUACCACGCCAGUUGUUACCAAGAGGCGUUCAGGGGUAGUGGAAACACGCCGUCGUAUGCUCGGGGCACGCCUGAGCCGGUCACGGGAAAGCGUAAAGCUGAGGUGAGUUUUAGAAAGACUACGUCUCGGAAUCUUCGAAGGGCCUAUAACUAAUACGACACAAGCAGGAUGAAUUAACUUCGACAACACGAAGCAAGGUCAAGGUGGAGGGUACUUAGAUUGCACCCCCAACUCCGGUUUCCCUCGGCAAGAGGCGUCUUAUUUCGAAGGGACGCCCAAGCGCCGCAAAGAAGCGCGCCACUCCGGACCGCUCGCGUGUG